AUGGCUCCUUUUUGCUCUCUUCCAUUUUUCACCACCACAAAAUCCAAAACCACGAGCGAAUGUAAUCCAAUAGAACAGCUCUGUCACCGCUUCUCUCUUGCUGAGCUUCAAGCAGCCACAAAUGGGUUCAUGCCGAGUUUAAUUGUCAAUGGAGAAGGUCAAUGUCAGGUCUACAAAGCCCACCUCAAAGGCCAUGGAGACGUAGCCAUCAAGCACUUCAAGACUAGAAGCCCAGAUCGUGAUAUAGAAUUCAGGGUCGAAGUCAAGAUUCUGUGUCAACUACACCACCCAAAUGUUGUUCCUUUGGUUGGUUUCUGUGAUCACAAACAUGACAAGUUUGUUGUGUAUGAUUAUGUCUCCAAUGGAAGCCUCCAUGAUUGUUUGCAUGGCACCAACAAUAACAGUGUUGUUCCCUUGUCAUGGAUACAAAGACUUAACAUCUGCAUCGGGGUGGCUCGUGGACUGCACUACAUUUACUUCGAAACCAAGAUACCCAUCAUACACCGUGCUGUGAAAUCAAGCAACGUUCUUUUGGACCAUAAUUUGGUGCCUAAAGUGGCAGAUUUUGGACUUUGCAAGAAGCACCCACAAGAGGAGUCAAGGCCAAAGCCACCAAGAGUUGAGUUGAGGGAGAACUUGGAGGUUAGUUUGGAAUACAUGGAGCCGGAGUAUUUUAUGACUGGAAGGUUAUCAAACAAAUCAGAUGUGUACUCUUUUGGGGUGGUAAUGUUAGAGAUUUUGUGUAGGAAGAAAGCUUGUUUUUUAACCCCAGGUGGAGAAUGUGAGUACCUUGCUAAGUGGGCCUUUGAUGAUGAAAGGAAGGGGGUUCUUGAGAAGAUUGUUGACCCAUCUCUCAUUGGAAAAAUAGCACCUGCUUGUUGGAAAGUGUUCAUUGAGAUUGUUCAGAGAUGUUUGGCAUCAGUUGAAGAGAGGCCAACGAUGGGUGAAGUGGUAGUGAUUCUUGAAAAUGCAUUUUUGUUGCAAGAGAGAGCAGAUGUGUGA
This is a messenger RNA of Vigna angularis (adzuki bean), 1002 nucleotides long. Its product is annotated as probable receptor-like protein kinase At5g59700. The record is from RefSeq and is a predicted model, not a curated record. Bases 1 to 1002 code for a protein of 333 amino acids. Gene Ontology annotation, cellular component: plasmodesma; plasma membrane. The transcript has a single exon. Gene Ontology annotation, molecular function: ATP binding; transmembrane receptor protein tyrosine kinase activity. Lineage: Eukaryota; Viridiplantae; Streptophyta; Magnoliopsida; Fabales; Fabaceae. Gene Ontology annotation, biological process: protein autophosphorylation.